CGUCAAAUGUUUUAUGUAGCUGAGUAGCUGUAUUAUUUAUCAACAUAAAUGUUUUCUAUAAUAUAAAAAAUAUAUAUUUUUCGGAAAUGUGAUUUUAUUUAAAUUAAAUACGAGUAUUUCUCUUUAUGUUAAAUUGUUGUUAAUUGUAAAUAAAGAUGAUUGCACCUGAAGAUGGUUCAACGAAUGCAGAUAUGCCUGAUAGAACGCCCCUCGUUCCCUCUGGAAUCGGAAUCAUGAAAAGGAUAUCUGGUAUAUUUAAUAGAAAUCAAACUAACUCCUCAAGUAAUGAUGAGGGCCCAAGUUACAUUGAGUUUGGAACUUUUUCUGAAGAGUCUAGUACAAGAACAUUAGGUACUUUUGCAGGAGUUUUUGCACCUGUGUGCUUAUCAAUGUUUUCAGCUUUAAUAUUUCUUCGUAUGGGUUACAUUGUUGGAAAUGCUGGAUUGUUGAUAACAUUAGGUCAAUUUAUAAUAGCAUAUGGAAUUCUUGUGUUUACGGUAAUGUCUGUUUGUGCAAUAUCAACCAACGGUGCUGUGGAAGGAGGGGGAGCUUACUUUAUGAUUAGCCGAACUUUGGGACCCGAAUUUGGUGGUUCUAUCGGAACUUUGUUUUUUCUUGCUAAUAUUGUAAGCAGUGCACUAUGUAUAUCCGGUUGUGUGGAAGGUUUAGUAGAAAAUUUUGGUCCUUCGGGAUAUUUUGUGAAAGAACUAAUUCCAGAUGGCAGGUGGUGGCAAUUCUUAUAUUGCACCAGCUUAAAUAUAUUAAACCUGAUUGUAUGCCUUAUUGGAGCAUCAAUGUUUGCUAAAACUACAGUUUUUAUUUUGGUGUUAGUUUGUGGAUGUUUAGGUAUUACAUUCUUCACAUUUUUCUAUCAGGGUCCGAUGCAGAUAGAAAUACCAGAUUCAAAUACACUUUUACAUAAUAUAACACAUGAGAAUUAUACAGGUCUACGUGGAUAUACUUUGGAAAGUAAUUUAUGGCCUCAAUAUGGCAUAGAUUAUACAGCAAAAGGAGCAGUAGUUACAUUUGCCACAGUUUUUGGUGUACUAUUUUCAGGUGUAACUGGUAUAAUGGCAGGAGCUAAUAUGAGUGGUGAACUGAAAAGUCCCAGUAAAUCGAUUCCCCGUGGCACUCUGUCUGCAGUGGCCUUUACAUUUGGAGUUUACAUUUCAAUUUCACUGUUAACAGCUGCUACAUGUACAAAAGAUUUAAUGCAGAAUGAUUAUCUAUUUAUGAUUGGUAUUAGUGUAUUCGCACCCAGUGUUACAAUAGGGCUCUUAACUGCCACUUGGUCUGCUGCCUUAAGUAAUGUUAUAGGAUCUUCCAGGGUACUGGAAGCUCUUGCCAAGGAUAGAAUUUUUGGCCCAGUGCUUGAAUUUAUCCCUAAAGGCACAUGGAAUGGUAAUCCAGUUGCUGCAGUUUUUGUGUCCUCUGCCCUUGUGCAGUUAGUAUUACUAAUCGGUUCACUAAAUAUAAUUGCUCAAUUAAAUUCCGUCUUAUUCCUUCUAAGUUAUUUGGCUACAAACAUGGCAUGUUUAGGUCUUGAACUAGCAGGCGCUCCAAAUUUCCGUCCGUCGUUUAUGUAUUUUACGUGGCAUACUGCCUUAAUAGGAUUAGUGGGGACAUUGAUCAUGAUGUUUAUUAUUAGUCCCAUAUAUGCUGCUUGUAGCAUACUGCUUUGUUUACUGUUGGUUAUGUUUUUGCAUUUGUUUUCUCCAUCUACUAAAGAAGCACAAUGGGGUAGUAUAUCCCAAGCCCUUAUAUUUCAUCAGGUUAGAAAAUACCUUCUUCUUUUGGACUCUAGAAAAGAUCAUGUUAAAUUUUGGCGUCCUCAGAUGCUACUUUUAGUGAACAGUCCUAGAUCAGCAUGCCCACUUAUAGACUUCAUAAAUGAUUUAAAAAAAGGUGGCUUGUACGUAUUAGGUCAUGUUAUAACUGAUGAGACAAAUAGCGAUGGGCCUGAUCCAACAUUAAACCAAUAUAUACACUGGUUAAACCUUAUAGACCAUUUAAAAGUGAAAGCGUUUGUAGAAUUAACUGUAGCAAAAACAGUUAGAGAGGGACUGCAGCAUUUAAUGAGACUAUCAGGAAUGGGUGCAAUGAAACCUAAUACUGUGGUUUUAGGAUUUUUAGAUGAACAGGAUCCUCAAGACUUCUUACAAAGCAAUGAUUCCGCAUAUCAGAAUCAAGAUUUUAAUGACGAUAUAUUUCCAUUAAGAAACCAAAGUACAUUGAAAUCUCUAGAAUAUGUACAGAUGAUGCGAGAUGUCUUAAGAAUGAACAAGAACUUGUGUCUAUGUAGGAACUUUUUCAAGUUGAGGAAGGAUGCGAAAAGUGUAAGGAGGAAACAAUAUAUUGAUGUUUGGCCUGUGAAUUUCCUGAAUCCAGGAGAACAAGAUGCAUUCGAUACUACUUCACUUUUUAUGAUGCAGUUAGCUUGUAUAGUUAACAUGGUACCGCUAUGGAGUAAAUUAAAACUCCGCUUGUGUAUAUGUGAUGAGACGCGGACGAGUUACUUUUCUCUAAAUUCGUCGUCACAAAGCCAUUCGGAUAAAUUGCAGAAUCUACUCAAGCGACUAAGGAUUGAUGCAGAAUUGUUCCCCGUCACUGGAUGGACAAAUGUUAUUGAAUCACAUGGCUUUGAUGUGGAGAGGUAUAAUAAAAGUGUUAAUACCUUAAUUCUACAACAAACUGAAGAGACUGCAGUGACCUUUAUAUAUUUACCAUCUCCUCCAGCCAAUGAUGCAGAGGCAGAGCAGUUUUAUAAUAAUUUGGAAGUGUUCUCCAGAAAUUUACCACCUACAAUUUUUGUGCAUGGAGUGAGCACAGUUACUUCCACAACAUUAUAACAUUAAGUAAAAUUAGGAAUUAUUAGAAAUUAUUAUUUGACAUAAAGUAUUAAGUUUAAAAAUAAUUAAGAAUUUAAUAUUGAAUUAAUCUCGAGUUUUAUAUAUUUUUUUAACUUGACAUAUUUUAACAUAUGCCUUGGGAUACACUCUCUGUGAUUUAUAUUUAUAGUAUAUUAAGUG
This is a messenger RNA of Anoplophora glabripennis (Asian longhorned beetle), 3029 nucleotides long. Its product is annotated as solute carrier family 12 member 9. The transcript is spliced from 11 exons. Gene Ontology annotation, biological process: cell volume homeostasis; potassium ion homeostasis; chloride transmembrane transport. The record is from RefSeq and is a predicted model, not a curated record. Lineage: Eukaryota; Metazoa; Arthropoda; Insecta; Coleoptera; Cerambycidae. Bases 156 to 2849 code for a protein of 897 amino acids. Gene Ontology annotation, cellular component: membrane. Gene Ontology annotation, molecular function: potassium:chloride symporter activity.